Molecule: messenger RNA, 1144 nt
Organism: Paramecium pentaurelia
Lineage: Eukaryota; Ciliophora; Oligohymenophorea; Peniculida; Parameciidae
Source: the annotation of a GenBank genome assembly
AUGAUUUUUCAUUUUUUAGAGUUCAUUCUCUUACUAUUCCAUGCCAUAUGUUUUGUUGCCAACUGGAGACUGGUCGAUUCUAGAUUUACAGAGACAUAAAUAUUGGAAGUUAACAGUUGGAUAUCAAAAGAUUCUUGCACAACCUCAACGGUUUCAGACAUGCUGAGCAAUGGAAAUUGUUAGACAAAUCAAUUAUAGAAAUAUGUUAUAUAUAUAUCAAUACUUGCUUUUCUACUUCUUUAACUUGUAAUGGUCCUUUAGAAACAAAUUUUUUAAUAUGUUAUAAUAGUUAAAGUGUAAUCGGCCGAAAAUGCAAAUGCAUUUCGGAUUAAUAAUUUUCAGAAACUUUUAAGGUGUAUUUAAGAAUGUUUUCGAGAUUACUCAAUAGUUAGAUAUGAUAAAAUUUGUGUUUAAGACAACCGAAUUAAAUCAAUCAUUAAAUUAUUUAAUGAUAUUAUCAUUCAAAAAUCCAAUUAAUUUAGAUAUUAUUCUUUUAUUUUUCUUUUUGACAAAUUUUAUCCAAAAAAUACAGAUUUAAUUAAAGAGAAUUGUAAUGGAAUUAGUUUUAUAGGAAAUUUAUAAUUUAGUGAAAGAAUGCUAUAUUAACUGAAUUUACAAGAGUCAAUCAAAUUCUUAAGGAUACAUAUUACUUUUUAUUUGUUUAAUUUUCAAGAUUCAAGUAAAAUUGAAAUUUUACAUAAUAAUCAAACACUCUCUAGGAUCAUCAAAGAUCCAUUAGGUUUUUAACAUGAAAACUUGAUAACAAUAUUUGAAAAAAUUGAUAAUUGCUUUAGUAGUUGUUAUACUUUAUUGAGAGUUGAAAUCAUUUUUUAAUUAUUAAAUCAAAAUCCAAUAAUUAUACUUUAAGGAUUACUAUAAUAAAAAAAAUGUAUUCUGGGGUUUUAGAAAUGUGACAAUUGAUUCUGGAUUUGUUAGAACAAUUGUAAGAUUUUUUCUGAUAAUUCUAAAUGUAUAUAACGUGAAACCGGGUAUUAAUUAUAUAAAAGUAAAUGUGAAAUUUCAUUUCUUAUUCAUUCAUCGAAUUGUGAUGAUUAUAAAGAUAUCAUUCAAUUUAGAAUUAAAACUAUAUUUUAGAUUCAAGUUACAUUGCAAAAGGGUUCUACGAUUUGAAUAUGACAAUUGA